CUCUUAACCCCCUUAGCGGUUUUCCCGAGUGUAGCUCGGGGUAAAAUUUCAGUACCAAGAGCGGUAACCCCGAGCUACACUCGGGCUUACCAUGUGGCGUUCUCCGGGGGUCCCUGCAGCACUUACCUUGUCCUUCACUCCCGUGAUGUGUCCCCUGCAGUGUCCCCGUCCAUCUCCUCCGGCCGAUGCCGGCAUCCGGCUUCCAUGUUCCGGUCCCUGCGACGUCGGGACGUACGGGCGCCGGAACCGGCGGGAAAUUUAAAAUUUUUAAAAAAUGAAAUUUGAAAUUUUUAAAAAAUGUCAUUUUUGCUGUCCAUUGCUGUUUCAAUGCAUUUCACAUAUAU
Staurois parvus is the source of this 344-nucleotide messenger RNA. The record is from the annotation of a GenBank genome assembly. NCBI's taxonomy places the organism in Eukaryota, Metazoa, Chordata, Amphibia, Anura, Ranidae.